Molecule: messenger RNA, 5512 nt
Organism: Sabethes cyaneus
Lineage: Eukaryota; Metazoa; Arthropoda; Insecta; Diptera; Culicidae
Gene: mub
Product: poly(rC)-binding protein 3
Exons: 10
Coding region: 498-1976 (492 amino acids)
Biological process (GO): regulation of gene expression; regulation of RNA metabolic process
Cellular component (GO): cytoplasm; nucleus
Molecular function (GO): mRNA binding
Source: RefSeq, a predicted model, not a curated record
CCUGUGUUCGUGUCAACUCUGAACAGAACAGUCUUUUUCGCCGUCGCCAUCGCGUUCACUGCGGUUGCUGUCUUUCCUGCUUGGCUAGUUUUGUCCUUUUUGAAGAGGUUAAAUUCUUUCCUUGGCGUUUCGUAAAAGCGUUUUAAUUUACUUAAUCCUCCGGCGAGAGACAACCGAUUAACAUACACACACAUACAUACAACCCUCUAGUGAAAAAGAGUACAACAGUGCAAAAGUGAAAGAAGAAGAGAAAAAAGCUGCAGAUAAGAGUGCAAAAGUGUGUGCUAUAACAGUCAGAAAGCAAGAAAUAAAAGCAGGAAAAUUUACGUCUCGCUCCGUGAAUCAGCAGCGAGCAAAAGUUUCGACGAAAUUUUAAAUUAAUCAAGUUUUUCGCGCGUGUGAAGCUAUCUAGUGAAGAGAUUCUCGACCCGAAAGUAGUAGCAGCAGCAGCAGCAGCAACAGCAGAAACAGCAACAACGGCAACAGCAAUAACAACAAUGGAGGAAGCCAAGGCUAAGCUUACCGAAAUCAACCUGUCCGAGGAUCCGGCGGUGACGCUUACCAUCCGGCUCAUCAUGCAGGGCAAGGAAGUCGGUAGCAUAAUUGGCAAAAAAGGAGAAAUUGUCAAACGUUUCAGAGAAGAGUCCGGUGCAAAAAUCAACAUAUCAGACGGAUCCUGUCCGGAGCGGAUCGUUACGGUAUCCGGUUCCAGAAGUGCUAUCUAUAAAGCCUUUACACUGAUCACAAAGAAGUUCGAGGAGUGGUGUUCACAGUUCCAAGACAAUACUAAUGCACAGGGUAAAACACAGAUUCCAAUCCGCUUAAUCGUACCAGCUAGUCAGUGUGGUUCUUUGAUUGGAAAAGGUGGCUCCAAAAUCAAGGAGAUUCGUGAAAUUACAGGGUGCUCCAUCCAGGUCGCUAGUGAAAUGUUGCCAAAUUCGACGGAACGGGCCGUCACGCUCAGCGGAUCGGCCGACUCGAUCACACAUUGUAUCUACCACAUAUGCUGCGUUAUGCUAGAGUCGCCACCGAAAGGGGCCACCAUCCCGUACCGGCCAAAGCCACAGAUGAACGGACCCGUUAUAGUAGCGAACGGUCAGGCGUACACCAUCCAGGGCAAUUACGCCGUUCCAGCACAGGAGGUUGCCGGACUUGCCAAAAACCCGCUAGCAGGGCUGGCUGCGCUCGGACUUGCCGGUGCUAUUCCGACCAACACGGGUGGACUGAACCCAACAGGUGAGUUGGUUUCUCCUCCAUCUGUCGCAUCGCCCAUAGCACUUGCCGCACUGGCCGGAUCGCAGCUGCGGACCAACAACAAUCGUAACGUGACUCAGGUUCAGUCCCAAUCCCACGAGAUGACAGUGCCAAAUGACCUGAUCGGCUGCAUCAUCGGCAAGGGCGGCACCAAGAUUGCCGAAAUACGCCAGAUUUCCGGUGCGAUGAUUCGCAUCUCCAACUGCGAGGAGCGCGACAGUGGCAACACUGACCGGACCAUUACCAUCACCGGCAACCCGGACUCGGUGGCUCUGGCGCAAUAUCUGAUCAACAUGAGCGUCGAACUGCAGAAGGCGAACCUAGGCGAUGAUAGUACCGGAGGUUCCAGUGCCAGCAAUAAUCCACUGCUGCAGAACAGUUCCGGUGGCGGCGGCGGCGGUGGUAGCAGCGGUGCCGGCGGCGCUAAUGCCGGAGCGGCCAGUACACUCGGCGGUAACCCGCUUGCGUCGGCCAUUCCGUUGGCCCAGUUGCUCUCGAAGCCCGGUGCCCUGAACGCCUUGACCAGCCUAUCGGCCCUCGGCGGACUUACCGAUCUGCUCGGUAAUCUGUCCAGUGGCAGUACCGGAACCGGUCUUGGCGCCAUUCAGACCACCGGCAUCAAUCGACCGAAGACCACAAGGAUGCGGUCGCCAAACAGCAACAGCAGCAUGAAUGGCGACAGCCAGAAGAAGAGCGAGCGCAAUAAAUUUAAUCCCUACUAAAGUUAAGAAGCGGUGCUGGGAGUAGGCCGCCACACGCGGCAUAAGAAAAGCUUAAGUAACCUCUGGUUAGGACAAAAGAAUAAGCCGCGUGUGCUAAAAAUGAAAGAUAGUGAGCUAGUAGAAUGAAAGUAGGAAAAGUUUAAUUGCGACGACACUUUAGAAUGACAUUGGGUUGGGAAGCGGGAAGAAGCAAACUACGUGAAAGUCAAACAUGGAUUUAUUAUAGCAUCGACGGACUAACUGACUUGACUGACUGACGAUUGGGAGAAAAACUUCCGCCGGAAUUUUCCUUUUCUUUUUUUGUCGAAUGGGCUGCUUCUUCCUCUCGUCUCAACCCUUGCCAAGCACACCCUUCCUGGUGGGGAUGACGAAUAAAAACCACAGUACUGACAAACACAAAUAGAGCAGGCGAAAAGGCAACAGCAGCUCCUGCGGGAGACAGACAGAAAGAGAAAGGUUAGUUUCACAGGAACGGCGUGGCGAAGCGAAAAAGCUGAAGCAAAGGAGAUAAAAAAUUUAUUUAUAGAGUUUAAUUCAAUUAAGAUUUAAAAUAGGAUCACGAUCAGCAGCCGGCAACGAGAGCAACCGUCGGUAAACGACACAGACACAAACACAGACACAGUCGAGCAGCAUAUUAGUAGCCAAGCAUUGUGCAUUUAGAUACUGACCGCCGCACUCAUCCCGAAACUCCAAUUGUGUACUUACGCUGGGAGUCGCGAUGUCAGCAUUGCGCUUCAGUUCGCUAUAAUUAGUCCCUACCGUAUGGCCGCACGAGUCGAAUUUGAUUCGUCUUCGGAUCCAUUGGAUUACCGGCGUCGUGCUAAAAAUAUUCCCGAUUUUGCUUCGAGGUCCGCAACGCGCUCAAGAUUAGAUUGAAGUUUGCAACUUUAUUUUAUCCUUUUUUUCUCGAGGGGAACAAGUUUGGUUAUUUUAAUCUAACCGCGUAUAGUUAGGUUUAUGUAUUUUCAGGAUUCCUAUUUUCUUUUUCUACUGCUGCAGCAAACUAUUUAGGAUUAGUUACGGUAGUUUAUUUUAAGACAACUUUGGAGACAAGCUUAGCGCGUGCGAAAUUCAUUUAUAGCUCUUCUUUUGAUCCACAAGCGAUGAACGUGUCGUCGUUCAAUCGAAAAAAAACGCAGAUGGAACAUUAAAUUCUGUCGCCUUCAAGUAGGACUAAUAGAAAUACAAAUGUGUUUUUUUGCAUUUUAGCGUGGUUAUGCCAUUCUCCCGUCACCAUCAGUAAGUUAAUUUUAUCCCACGAGCAGAUUGUUGCCACGAAAGCAUCCAUAAUUCAACCCUAAGCACCCUAAUCUAAGUUAUUCGACCAUGUAAACCAUUGUACGAUCCACCAACUCGACAGCCGCCGCCCACCUUCCCUCGUUCGGCAAACAAAGCGGGCAAACUUUAUCGCAAGGUUUUCCCUUCCAAGGAAACAUAAUUUCCUUUAUUGCCAAAAAACUGUUUCGCACUUUGCAUCAUUCCCUCAUUAAGUUGAUUAACUGUUUUAAUUAUUCGCCGCCAGUAUCACUCCUUUCAUGCCAACGGAACAAGGCGGGCGUCGUCGAACGUGGAAGGUGGGACAGCCAGCCGGCGGGUGGGUUGACGUGGCGGGCGGUAAAGAAGGACAUCUUAAUAGGGAAAACAAACUUCGAAAUCGAUAUUUAUCCAUCCAGAUUUUCAUCGGGUAAACUGUGGAUGGGCGACAAAGUUUUCCACGUCGUUGCGAGCUGUUGGAUAAGGCAAACACAAGAUUCAAUUUGCGGAUCGCUCACACGGUCGAUUGCUCUUCUUCCAGUUUUGUGGCAACUACGAAGAAGAAGGUUUGUUGUUCGAGUGCGGAAAAGUAGAAAAAUUUGAAAUGUAAAAGUAUUCUUAAAACAGGGUAGUUACGAAAUUUAUUUUUAAAUAGGUCCGCAAUUUAGUUCAAAUCGGUUGAUCCGCAGGAUGUGUUCAACCUGUGAAUAUCGAUUAUCAGUAAGCUUCGGUUUGUUAAUGCAAGUUCUGAAUAAUGUUGCAGGAUAAAAAGUAUUGCUUCUGAGUAAUUAAUUACUAUUCAUCCCCGAUUACUCACACCAGAAGUUUUCAAUAAAACCUUUCAACUUCCAAUACUAUUCGAUCCAUUCAUGACACACGCUAUUGUGUCUCUAAAAUUACAACUUUUGUAAAAGCGUGCCAUAUUAGAAAUUAUUUUAAAUCACGUUGAAGAUAAUCAAUUAUUCUCAAUUUUAAAUCCUGUAAAGCUAGCAAAAAACAGUCGAUCCCAAGGGACCGAUCCAUUUUAGAAAACCAUUCAAGAUUUGCUCAACGAACUGAUCCCUAAAAGCAUUCUUCCUAAUCUACAAUAAAUUGUAAUGGCAAAAAUAUGAGCUUAGUCAAAAAUAAUAGACAGCAGUCCAUUUUGCGGCAUAUCCUUGCUCACCCCGCCCGCUUCAUCCUGUUUCAUUACUCAGCAAACCAUCUGCCCGCGUUCGUUCGUUCAACAGACAGACAGACCACCGACCGGUAGGCAACAAAUUGAGUCAUUAAACUGUCAUUAAAUUUACCGUUUACACAAUUUUAAUUUCCUCUCGCACGCGCCGUCAACGCGCCGAGAGGUGGGGGCGGUUCCAUCCGUAGCAGGGAAGUUUCUCCCGCAAUCCGAAAAUUUAAGCCACUGGCACUGGUACGUACUGGUGGUUGGCUUACCACCGGCAAAAGCUUUUUUCCCUCUUUCUCUCAUUAAAAUCUGAUCUACCCACACGCGGCGAGAGAAACGAGGUAAUCUUCCAAUUUAGGGACAUAUUUUCCCGAAUCGUCGUCGGUGUCGUUGACGUCGUCGGCAUCAGCAUUUCUGAUAUUCUGUGUGCUACGUCACUUAAUCCCUCCAGGUUAGAUAAUGAUUCUAGUAGGUACUUUUUGGUCGCAGCCCCCCGGAAUAUGCAAGCCAGCGGCAGGGCCGCCGAAGGCGUUGCUGCCAGUAGCGUGACGUUAUGAAUUUUUAAGUGCUAUGUUUCCGCCUGCAGGUGUGCGCGCGAAGAAGCACAAAUUAAAUCAUUUUCCGACCCUCCGGCUAGAAACACUCACCACAGCAGCAGUAGCAGUAGCAGCAGCAGCAGCAUAUUUGUAAUUAUUUUCCGAUCCGAUGUGUUUUCUACUGUCGUACAUUUUUCGGAAGCAGGUUACGGCGGUCUGGCAAAAUAUUAUUUUUCAAUUUGUCCCCCCGAAUCAUUAUGAUGAGCUGCCAGUGGCUUCAAGUGUGGGGUAAGUUUGCCUGCGGUGAAUUUGGUUGGGGUUGAAAUGAUGACGAAAUCGAUACCUUUGACAAUAAUGUUGAAAAUAGUUAGCUACCGCUACCGCAGGAUUUCAUCCGAUGGGCAUCAUUCUUAGUAACUGCUCUGCUAUCAUGCCCUGAUGUAUGAAAAUGGUCAACCAGAAAAGAAUUGAAACGUCAAUUGGAUGAACAUUAUUUUGCUCGAGAUAUUAAGGAUCUAUUUCAACUGCAGACAGGUUAAAUCCAACUUAAUUUAAUUAUUUAGUAUUACUGUUUAUUUCUUUCU